This is a messenger RNA of Pecten maximus, 7257 nucleotides long. Its product is annotated as enhancer of mRNA-decapping protein 4-like. Lineage: Eukaryota; Metazoa; Mollusca; Bivalvia; Pectinida; Pectinidae. The coding region runs from base 152 to 4567 and encodes 1471 amino acids. The transcript has 29 exons. Gene Ontology annotation, molecular function: protein binding. Gene Ontology annotation, cellular component: P-body. The record is from RefSeq and is a predicted model, not a curated record. Gene Ontology annotation, biological process: deadenylation-independent decapping of nuclear-transcribed mRNA.
GCCGCCAUAUUUGGAUGGACAACCAUUAGUUCGCGUUCGGGGCAACCUAAGAAACGCCGAAUUCUGAAAUAUUUAAGCGUCGUAUGCAAUAUUGAUUCUGGUGCUAGGUAUUGCGUCAUAUAGAAUCGUCAUUUAAAGCUAGUUGUAAGCAAUGGAUCCCUCGGAUAGCACAACAUCCUCGCUGGGGACAACUGGGGAUACAGGCCACCUCUUGCAAGAGCUAAUAAACUUGCAAAAAUCACACGUUAUGUCUUCUGGGAAUGUGACAGGAUCAUUGCCAAUACGUGAAAGUAUGGAUCCAGGUAACUCGGGAGAUGGAACCACAGGAAACCCUACCCUGACGGAGCUGAUGAAGACCAUAUAUGAUAGUCCUGCUCCUCGCCAGUUAAUAACACUACAAGGCUCUGAUACAGUGAACAGCUUCAGUGUGUACGGAAGAGAGGUAGAUAUCAUGGCCAGCAAGGGAAGCAGUGGUAUUAUAUCUAGUACAGGAGUGAUGUCACAGACCACGACGGGCAGUAAUAAGGUAAAGAUAACUCCGGUGGUGAAGUAUGAUUGGGAACAACUCCACUACAUAGGAAACCUAGUGGCAAUACACAAGAACAGUUUACAUGCAGCGUAUACACUCAGAGGUAAAUCUGGCGGCAUUGUGCGGAUCAUAAAUCGACGUACAGCCGAACGGGUCCUGUUGAAGGAUUUUACAGGCAAGGUUAUAGACAUAGCCUUCGCCCACACAGACGAUGUCAUUUUUGGUGCCGUGGAUGAGGUCGGCAAUCUCUUCGUAUACAGUGUCAAGGAAAACGACUUUGAUAAGCUUAUAACUAAUCUGGUUCUUCAUGUCCUUCGUGAUAAAGACACACCGCGGACUGAGUAUCAUCGCCUGAUCUGGUGUCCGUUCAUCCCUGAUGACUCCGACGACAGCAGUGUAACUGAAUCGUCCACACAAGAUGCCUCGAGAGUGCUUGUUCUUACCCACAAGGAAAAGGCAGAGAUCUGGAAUGUGGAUCUUGUAACCAAGGAAUAUUCAAGUGGUCCACUGUUGGCCGAAGAUGUGGAGUUUGGCCUUAUACAAAUAGACAGUCACAAACAGCCUAUCAUGGACGCUGCAUUUUCACCAGAUGGUACUGCACUGGCCACAGCUAGUUUGGACGGAGAAGUCAAGUUCUUCCAGGUCAAUAUGGGCGAAAACACAUCACCAAGGUGUCUACACCAGUGGAAACCACACGACGGUAAACCCCUCUCUAGUUUGUUCUUCCUCGACGACCAUAAGUACUUCAGUGCCGAUGCCCAGUUCUGGAAGUUUGCUGUGACAGGAGCUAUGAAUAAUCAAGAACUAAAGAUCUGGACGUGUGAAUCGUGGACAUGUCUACAGACGAUCAGAUUUUCUUGUCCACCAGGCUUACCAUCAAAUUUCCAACUGGAUCCCUGCAUGAAAGCAUCAUUAGAUUUGAGUGCAAAAUAUCUGGUUCUUUCUGAUAUUAGGAGAAAGGUGCUGUAUGUGUUACAAAUACAUCAGGAGAGCGACUCUAAUGCAGCCCAUAUCAGCUCCAUUUCCGAAUUUCUGCUAGCCCAGCCUUGCCUUAGCUUUGCUAUUAUGGAUGCCAGCAAGAAAAAGUUCAAAAAAUCUAUUGUAGAGGACGAUUCUCACCUGGAUGACAUCACCACAGGUGAACUUGAGCGCGAGGAAAACGAAGAGGGUGACUGUAACAAAGUUGACGGCAGUACAACGUCGGGUGUCCAGAUUAAACUUUACACUGUACACCCUAAAACCCUACAAGAGUUACAAAUACGUUUCCGUCCAGAGUCGUCGGCACCGCCUUUACCCACCCCAUCAGUUAGCACCAUCUCUCAUGACGACACAGGAAAGCGUAGAAUGAAGGGGCUACAAGACGGCCUGUCGGACAUGAGCGUCAGCCUGGAGAUGAGCGUGACAGACGUUGAGAGCAGUAAGGAAGGCCUUGUAUCAGGACAGCCUGCUCCAGUCCUCCUCACCCCGGAUGUCUUCAAAGCGAGUCCGAGGAAGGUGACCCCGUCUGACAGCAGUAUCCUGGAACCUGUCCGAGUGAGUGCCGGGUCCAGUACAAGUAGCUUCACUCAUGUCACUGGACUUAACGAAGACUUCAUGUCGCCUCGUAGCUCUGGAGAUCAGUCCGAUAUCACACCAACCCAGACCCCUAAGGAUAUUACACCCGGACGAGUCAAUGCCGAACUCACACCUGGACGAGUCAACGGUGAACUCACACCUGGACGAGUCAAUGCCGAACUCACACCUGGACGAGUCAACGCCGAACUCACACCUGGACUAGUCAAUGCAGAGCUCACACCCGGCUCGGUCCCGCUGCCACCGAUUACCAACGCAGAGGAGCGAGAACUACAAACUCCAAAGUCAAAAGAGUCGCUCAAUUCUUCAGGGGAGGUAACUCCAAAGGCUGAAAACAGACUAGCUAAUGUGUGUAUUGAUGACCUGUUUGAUACUCAGGAUAGUAAUGGUAGACCUAUAGUUGGGAGAACAUUUGACAGCACCAGCAGUACGACAGGUUUUGAUGUGAACGACAUCGUGGGCCCCAAGCACUCUAGUUCUAAAGAGUACGAUGAAGACGAUGAAGAGGUGGCAGAGGUUCUAGGUGAGACGAUUGAGGAAGAGGAGGAUGGUAAGGAGAUGACAAUGGAAGGUACACAGCCGUUCGUAGAGCAGGGUACACAGUCCUCACAGGGUGACGGUGAAAGUCAGCAGGUACUGAGGGCGUGGCCACGCCCACCUGAUGUAAACACGGAGAGCCAGCCACUCCCACAGGAGAGCUAUGCAGAUGAAGAGGAGGGCGAUGACGAUGUUCAGGUGGAGGGAGAGGAAAUCUGCGAGGAAGAGGAAGAAGAGGAUGACAUUGUAAACCGUGAGCAGAAAGAAGGGGACGCACAGAACCAGACGCAGGAUGAGAGCAGUGAGGAAAUCGAGGAGCAGAUAGAGGAACAUUCGGGAGAGUCUGAACACAACAGUCCAAAGGAAGCUCCUGUGUUGAAAGCUGCAGAAAGACAUAGCAUUUCAUCUCCAAGAGAGGUUCCUGUACCUGUCCGAGAAAUACACAGAGAGAUUAUCCGGGAAGUCAUCGACAAGAAAUCUUUGUCCCAGCUGCAGGACAACCUACAAAGUGUGCUGGUGGCCCUGGAGGCUCAGAACAGCCAGAUACAGCGGUUACAGGAUCAGCUGGCAGAACAGCAAGAACAACAGGCCGAGUUACAGCGACAGCAGAUCGAGAUGGAACAGCUCCGACAGAUAGACAGACAGCAGCCUCAGCCAAACAUAGAGGAACAUCUGGGCAAGCUUGAGUCCAUAGUUACCUCGCGCGUGGAGCGAAUGUUCAGUCAACAUGCCAUGAAAGAAAACCAGCGGAUACAGGAUUUAUUACAGCAGACAGAACGCCGCGACCAGCAUCGGCAGGACAAGUUACAGCAAGCUAUCACACAGACGGUCAACCAAGCGGUUCAACACAACCUGGAAAAGCAGGUCAAGGCCGAGAUGAGGAACAAUGUGGUGCCUAAUGUGAGCAAAAUCUUAGAACCAAUUAAGGAUCAGUUUCACCAGGAUAUGGCUCAGAAACUAACGGCCACCGAUGCUCUUCUUAAGGACAACAUCAGCAAGAUGGUGCGAUCUAGGCAAACUGUGGAUGCUAUAGGUAUGGCAGCGGGUAACGCCCUACAGACUCCAAUACAAGUGGCUUAUAGAGAGGCUUUCCAAAAUAUCGUAAUACCAAACUUCGAGCGUAGCACACAAAACAUGUUCCAGCAGAUAAACGAAACAUUUACGAAAGGAUCGAGAGAAUACAUCAAACAUUUGGACACACACUUAGACCAGAUUAAGCAGAAACACUUGGAGGCACGGGACCCCGUGGUGGGACAGCUGAAACAGUUGACAGACUCGUUCAGGACGUCCGCGGAUUCCAUGCAAACUGCUGUGAUGUCAACUCUACAGGGUCAAAUUCACACAGAUAUGGAAAAAUCAAUGACUAGUUUGCAGGAUCGAGUCGUCCAGUUCGUACGACAGGCUGUGAAAGAGGAGGUCAGUAUAGCAGUACGAGAGCAGGGUGCUAGUAUCAGCGAUAGUGUGCUAUCAGCAAUGAGGUCAGGCGCCGUGACCCCUAUACAGGUGACCCCUGACCCCCACCAGGCCCAGGCACAGAUUCUACAGCUGCUUCGUCAAGGUCAACUCAACGCAGCUUUCCAAGAGGCAUUGUCAGCAUCCAACCUGGACCUAGUAAUGUUUGUUUGUGAAACAGUAAACCCCCAACAAGUAUUCAACCAGACGCCCUGCCCUCUACAGCAGCCCGUCCUUCUCUCACUCAUACAACAGUUGUCAGCGGACUUGGCCAACAGUACAGAGCUCAAGCAUAAGUACCUAGAGGAAGCAGUGAUGAACUUGGACAUGUCCAACAAUGUCACCAGGGAGCAUCUGAAGGGAGUGUUAUAUGGACUGAUACAAAAACUCAAGACCUACAUCGCCAGUCACCCAAACGCAAAAACUACUCGCUCACUCAAGAUGCUGCAGAUGGCUUCAGAAUCUCUGUUGAAAUAGAAGACAUUGUUAGGGAUAAGAAAUGUGUCUGGGUUGUAACAAAUAUGAUCAACUCUAAUUAGGAAAGUCUUCUCACAGUAUGGUCAUCCACCUUGGUGGUGUGGAAUUUGUCAUGUGUGGUCUCUCACUGCUGGGAGAUGUGUGGACUAUGUCAUCAAAAUGUGUGGUCCUCUCACUUGGAAGAUGUGUGGACUAUGUCAUCAAAAUGUGUGGUCCUCUCACUUGGAGCUGUGUGGAAUUUGUCAUAAAAAAAUGUGUAGUCCUCUCACUGGAAGAUGUGUGGACUAUGUCAUCAAAAUGUGUGGUCCUCUCAUUUGGAGAUGUGUGGACUAUGUCAUCAAAAGGUGUGGUCCUCUCAUUUGGAGAUGUGUGGACUAUGUCAUCGAAAGGUGUUGUCCUCUCACUGGGAAGUGUGUGCAUACACUUUGUCAUCACAUGGUGAUCACUGAAAAUGUGUGUAUCAUGUCAUCACAUAGUGUGCUCACCUCCCAUUGAAAUGUGUGUACUCGGUCAUCUGAGAUGUAGACUAGGGAUUGUCUUCAAAUAAGAACAUAUACACAGAAAUGGGGUUGUCUCCCUAACUGGAUACAGUAUAAAUCACACCCUCUCCAUGUCUCGAUGAUAAGAUGUUAUUGUAAUUAUUUAUGGAGAAUCAAAUACCAGCACAGCCGGGUGCCUCGUUGAUAACACCAUUAACACAACCCCUGGUGGUGACAGACUCAAAACAAGUCUGUUUAUAGAUUUGUCUAUUUCUAAACAAAUUAUCGAGUUUUGAACUGUUUUAGGUUAAGUCUGAUUUUAAGCCCACCAUGUAUCUAUGUACGGUUAUUUGUCAGUAGAGCGGACUUAUAUAAUGUACACCCAGUUCAUGACCUCUGUUUUCAUUACAGCUAUUAGCUUACCACCUGUAAAAAUCGUGCUCCAUCGGUGUGAUUUGAACCUUGGCUCGAUCAAAUCCUGUUACAAAUCCAACAAUGCUGCUAUAUAUAAGUUUCCUAUUAACUUUCCACUGCUUAUAGAGGUUGCAAAAUGUGUCAAAUUGACAGCAAUUUUAUGUAUUGUAGAUUAUAUAAUGCUGUCAGAUAUUGGGUGGAUUAAUCAAGAGUUAAUUAAUUCCACCGGAAAAUGUGUAAACUAGUUGCCAUAUAUAGCUACCCCAUGUUAUAAUGUAAAAUCACAUCAUUUCGUCACAAUUAUGAAAAUUGUCACAUAUCUGAACAGCUUGUAUAUAUAUACACUGUAUAUUGAAAACAAAAGUAAAGUUAUACUGAGUUUUCUUCACCUGGCACAGAAAAAUUUAUUUAAUUUUUUGCCAACUUUUUUAACAGGUUUUGAGUCAUCUUUGUAAAGAUUGAUGUACAAGAUGAAAGAGAAGAGAAGUGUGAAAUAACUUUUUUUAGGGGAAGCUUAAAAGGUGGCAUUUAUAUUCAUUUUUAGGGGAAGGGGGCAUUUAUUUUUUUAUUUUUUAGGGGAAGGGGACCUUUAUUUUCAUUUUUUCAUGAGUUAUACUCUAAAAUAUGUUGAAGAUUUAACAUUAAAGCAUUGUUUUCAUAAUUGUAAUAUGCACAAGUCCUGAUAAUGGCAUUUAGAAUAGAAAAUAUUAAAAUAUCAAUAAUAAACACAUGUAAAAUGAUAGGUUUAAUCUAUUGUAUACUAUGAGUUAGGAUUUCAUGCUAAAGUGCUUUAGAAUGAUAUGGGGAUUUUAGUUACAUCCAUGUAUCAAAUAGAAGCCAAAUAUACACAAAAUGGAUUUUUCAUGAAAACCACAAUUCGAGCUACACAAAAAAAAAUCUGAUUUUGUGAUUCACUGGAAUUUCAGCAUGUGCAUUUUCUAUCAUAAAACAUACAGAUUAGUCCUAAAAUAGAUUUGAUCAUUGUACCAGAAUACUGUAAACAGAUAUUUUUAGUGGUAAUCUUAUUUUUUUUGCUGAAGGCAUCACGCUUAAUUCUAAUGGUGCUAAAAAAUUAAACUUUCUACAAUAUUGAUUUCUGUGGCAGAUAUUUUUAUGUGUGCUAAUUCGUUAUUGCUCAUAUCCAUUCAAAUUAGGUAAUGCACUACAAAUUCCAGCACUCAAAAUUCAAACAUGAGCAUGUUGCACUCUAAUAUACUAUAUAUAUGACUCAUGAUUACCAUACAACAAUAUCUCGACUUCAGUAACAUGUUAAUAUUCAUUAUGUAGAAAAUACUGCUCUAAAGCGAAUCCCUGCUAGGUUUCUCUGUUGCUUACAAGAAGCCGAAAGAUACAAAAUGUAGUAACUUAAGUGUUUCAUAGGCUUUCAAAUAAGAAAUUAGGUUUCAAAUACAUAAUUAAACUCUGUGCACUUUUGAUAAUUGCAUGACGAAGAUCAUUAUUGAGUUAUUACACGAGUAGUACCAUCUUGAUACAACGUCCAUAAGCAAUGAGCUUGUUGUAUAGGAAUUUUGAUUGAUAUGUACAAGAAGUUAUGAGACAGUUAUUGGGCAUGUGUUUGUAGGCCAUGAAACCUGGGAAGGGGAGGGGGGUGUCCUUCAUAUGGCAAAGGAAAACUAAAUGUGUGAUUGCCAGGAAUUCAAAGCAAAAAGAAAUUUAAGUGCAAACCUGAUCUUCAUGGCAAAUGUUUUUGUUGUAAGCUCCGUAAAGUUUGAUAUAAGUUGAUGUAUAUAUCACGAUCCUAAAAAUUAUAUUCUUUGAAAAAAAAAAAAAAAAAAA